AUGAAGAGAUCAUAUUGUGUUUUCGUAAUAGCUCUUAUUUUUAUAAACGUGCGAGAAAUAAAAUCAAAUGAAGUCAUGAAAGGCAUAACGUCGAGUUUCUUUAAGGUGCUGGACGAAUGUAAACGUGAGCUGAGUCUCACAGACAACGUGUUGACUGAUCUCUAUUACUUCUGGAAACAAGAUCAUCCGUUGAUGCAUCGUGACACUGGUUGUGCUAUCGUCUGCAUGAGUCAGAAGCUAAACCUUCUUGAUACAAUAGGGAAGCUUCAUCAUGGCAAUGCUCAAGAGUUUGCUGUCAAUCAUGGCGCUGGUGAACAGAUGGCCAAAAAGCUGGUAACAAUGGUUCACGAAUGCGAACAGCAGUUCAUGGAGCAGGAGGACGCCUGCCUGAGAGCUCUGGAUGUAGCCAAGUGCUUCAGAACAGCCAUGCACGACGUCAACUGGGCACCUAAAUUUGAUGUUAUUGUAACUGAAGUGCUCACUGAAGUGAAGUAA
Danaus chrysippus (African queen) is the source of this 495-nucleotide messenger RNA. The record is from the annotation of a GenBank genome assembly. Lineage: Eukaryota; Metazoa; Arthropoda; Insecta; Lepidoptera; Nymphalidae.